AUGACCCUAAUACUGCUGUAUACAUUAGAAAGUUUCGACGAGACAGUCAAUAUCAAUAUAGAAACAUCUUAUCUCCGGUGGAAUAACACAUUCCCAGCUACUUCAAUAUGCUACACAAAAGGACGAAGUUUAAAGUCGAUUGGAAAAUUUUUGGAGGAUCAUUGGGCUAAUAGGAAUUUAACCAAACCAGUCAAAUUCUCAAGUUUCUUGCGUCUAGCUCAAAAUUAUCUCUUUGUGAGUCCCAGUAAUAGCAUAGACGACCGUGGAAUGAUUUGUAGCGGAAUGAACGAAACAUGUAAUCUCGAUUUAGAAACAAUGCAAAAACUGUUCUUUCCACAGUCGUGUUCGGAAAUCUUCGUGGACGUAAUAUUCCUUGGAAAAGUUUAUCGUUGUGAAGAUAUCUUCAAACUUUUUCAUACCGAAAUGGGGCCUUGCUAUGUAGCGAAUAGUAUUUACUCUUACAAAAUGGAUUAUGACAAAUUGCCUUUGAAGUAUACCAUCGAAAAUGCAAAAAGAGCAUUUGAAUUUCGGUACAAAGAAAUAGAAGCUAUAAAUUUUGUGCUCUUUAUACAUAGUCCUGAAGAACUCCCAUACUCUUUGAUGCCCCCCUUUAGACUUCGGAAGUAUGGAGCUUUCAUGCACUACAGUUUAAACACGAUUGAAGUCUACAACCAUCCAGAUGUUAAAGCCGAAACAAUUGGGCAAAGAGAGUGUCGUUUUCCAUAUGAAAACAUUACUGUAAACCUUCCAUACAGUUUCACAAAUUGUUUUCUUUAUAAAAGAAUCCAAAUGGAGCUUGCUCAAUGUAACUGCACAAUUCCUACUUCACCGAACGAGUUUAAACCCAAGUACUGUAACUUUACGGGUCUAGGAUGUAUUUCCAGAGCCAACAUACUGACAGGAGCUAAAGAAACCCUUUUUGAUGGUAACCAGCCUUGUAUACAAUCAUGCUUAGAAAUGGAAAUAAACGUGUUAGGGGAAAACACAUUCAAUACGGAGGAUCCAAAUGCCCCUGGUCACGUGCUAUUGGAGAUAAUGAACAUACCAACAAGCAGAUAUGAAAGAUCUGUUUCGCGUACCAAUCUAGAUUUCAUAGUUUCCCUAGGUGGCGUAGGAGGAUUAUUCUUCGGUGUAUCGUUGCUGAGCAUUGUAGAGAUUUUCUACUUUUGGCUGCGUCGAUGCCAGUAA
This is a messenger RNA of Ochlerotatus camptorhynchus, 1188 nucleotides long. It is a transcript of the gene ppk29, whose product is annotated as pickpocket 29. Bases 1 to 1188 code for a protein of 395 amino acids. Gene Ontology annotation, biological process: sodium ion transmembrane transport. The transcript is spliced from 11 exons. Gene Ontology annotation, cellular component: plasma membrane. Gene Ontology annotation, molecular function: ligand-gated sodium channel activity. Lineage: Eukaryota; Metazoa; Arthropoda; Insecta; Diptera; Culicidae. The record is from RefSeq and is a predicted model, not a curated record.